AUGUAUCGUUCAGCCCAAGCAAUCCAACAUCAUCCAAACAACGCCAAACGCCAAACCAAAGACAGCAUCGCACGAAGCAGCAAACGAUUGCAGGCGCAAUUCAUGUCAAAACGUAAAAAAGAAAAAAGAAAACAAGAUGAAGAAAAGAAAAAGGCUGAAGUUGUUGCUCUAUAUAAGUUUAUCCAUAGACAACCUAUUGAAGAGCAUGUUGAAGAGCACACUGAAGAGCAUGUUGAAGAGCAACAGCAUAUAGAAGUAGAAGAGGCAGAAGAGCAAGAACCCGCUAAAGAGCUUGUUGAUAUAUAUGAUCCAAGAAGGUGGGAAAAACUUAAUUCUGAAGAAAUUAAACUUUUGGUCCAAAAAGGUCCUAAAAGAGAUAAUAAAAAGGGAUUUCAAAAGGGAAAUUGGAUGGUGAAGGUUAUGCAGAUUGGCACCAUGUUACCACUAGGGUUAACCGUUAAAAAACACGAAAUUUCAUUGGAUCAUCUUACAAAUUGGAAUAAGUGGUCUGAUAUGCGUAAAAGAUUGAACUUGAAUGAAACAAUUGAUAAAGUUCAAUACGAACAAUUCAAGAAAGAAAGAGAUUACUGGAAACAAGUCCUUUUGUGA
Molecule: messenger RNA, 609 nt
Organism: Lactuca sativa (garden lettuce)
Lineage: Eukaryota; Viridiplantae; Streptophyta; Magnoliopsida; Asterales; Asteraceae
Source: RefSeq, a predicted model, not a curated record